Messenger RNA from Monopterus albus (swamp eel), 1127 nucleotides. RefSeq names its product SH3 domain binding glutamate-rich protein like 2 (gene sh3bgrl2). Lineage: Eukaryota; Metazoa; Chordata; Actinopteri; Synbranchiformes; Synbranchidae. The record is from RefSeq and is a predicted model, not a curated record. The coding region runs from base 244 to 570 and encodes 108 amino acids. Gene Ontology annotation, cellular component: cytoplasm. The transcript is spliced from 4 exons.
GUACUGAUUGUAUACUGUAGUUUGAAAGUUUGACCGGAAGUCCAGUGUUUAGUAUGUGCAGUGACAAUAACGCUCGAGCGCCUCUAGAGAGCACGCUGUCUUAUUUUCAGUUUAAAUACUGGAGACGCUUUUCUCACAUAAAGCAGCCUGUACUGUAGACUUUUUAGUCGUAAUUUGGGGGAAUAAACAGGAUUCGCUAGCACCAAACUGUUGUCGACUGUCUCACAUUCAUUUGCGAUUAAAAUGGUUAUCAAGGUUUACAUAGCCUCCUCAACUGGCUCAGUCGCGGUAAAAAAGCAUCAGCAAGCAGUGAUUGGUUUUCUGGAGGCCAAUCGAAUUAGCUUCCAGGAAAUAGACAUCACCAUGCUGGAGGAUCAGAGGCUCUGGAUGUACCACAACAUCCCCAGAGACAAGUGGCCAGACAAAGGCAACCCACUGCCUCCACAGAUCUUCAAUGAGGAUUGCUACUGUGGGGACUAUGAAGACUUCUUCCAGUCAAAGGAGAACAACGCUGUGUUUGCAUUCCUUGGGCUCAGUUCCCAACCCUCAGUGAAAGAUUCUGAGUCAUAGAUCCAUCUGCUGGUAUGCGCCCAGGCAACCUUAAAAUAUGAGGACAAAAACUGCACCAUGUCCUGUGUUGCAUCACCUCCUAUCCCGUGAUCUUCCAUUCAUGAUGCUAGUAUUUUGCCAAACAUCAUCUGACCCCCUGCAUGUCCUCUCCUGACUUUAAAAACUCUUUAAAACAACAUUCCACCAUCACAUAAGUUUCCAAGAAGUGUCUUGAUUCUCAAGAGGCCACAGAGGCUUAAUCACAGAAGAGGAGGAUCAACUUUAUAAUGGAUGCAUUUGUGUUUCCUUUUCAUAUUUAACACACUGUGACAGCAAACACCGUCUCACAAUGCAGUAGCAUCAAUUCUUUGCAAACAUGUAGCAGCUUUUGCAUCAGCAGACCAUUUGGUUUGGGUCAGUUUGCAAUGCAGUGAAUGUAGAAGAAAUGAUCAGGUGCACUGCAAGUCACCUGAAUGCACACUUGAAUUGUGUGUAUGCAUGUCUUAUUGCGUGUGUAUCUGUCUCAGUCAGCAGCUGUUAAAGAAGGCUGUGUUAAAUGAGAGGGCUGCACUUAAUGC